Bombyx mandarina (wild silkworm) is the source of this 744-nucleotide messenger RNA. RefSeq names its product fatty acid synthase-like. Lineage: Eukaryota; Metazoa; Arthropoda; Insecta; Lepidoptera; Bombycidae. The record is from RefSeq and is a predicted model, not a curated record. Gene Ontology annotation, molecular function: fatty acid synthase activity; oxidoreductase activity. Gene Ontology annotation, biological process: fatty acid biosynthetic process.
AUGUUACACUCAUCGUUAAGUGAAGGAAUAUCCCGUGGUUACGUUCGUCCUUUGUCACGAGUGAAAUAUGGUCCUUCUGAAGUUUCCCGCGCCUUUCGGUUGCUGGCGACCAGACAGCACCGUGGACGGAUCCUCUUGAAGCUCGAUGAAUUUCCACCCUCGAACAAACUCAGGGUUCAGUGCAAGCCGGACGCUUGUUAUGUGUUGUUUUGUGGACAAGAUAUUUUUGGAGUGCAACUUGCGAGUAGACUGAUCGACCGUGGAGCAAGAAAUUUGUAUUUACAUUAUAACACUCCACCUGGGUACCUUUCUUAUAAAAUGCAAGAAUGGAAAAAAUUGGGCGUCAAAGUGCAAAUGUCAUCUGAGAAGAUCAAUAGUCAGGCUAAAGUUCAUAAACUGAUAAAUGACGCCGCAUGUUUGGGCUGCGUCGACGGUAUCAUCGUUGACGCGACGAAUGCAUGUGGAAGUGAAACUGAAGAAAUUCGAUCUACUAUUCAUAACUUGGAUAUUGUAUCAAGAAAAUUAUUCCAAUCUCUCAGAUAUUUUACUUUAGUCACUGAUGACAAUUCGUUAGGAUUAGGAAUAUGUUUAACGCGACAAAAUGAUGGAUACCCAGUAACAGUGGUUAAUAUCGGCCAUUUGAAAGAGGUACAUUUAUCAGUUACUUGUGUGUUGUUUAUUUCUUAUUGUUUGUUUUUCUUCUAUUUUAUAUUUAUUAAAUAUUCACACUUGGUCUGGUCAUAA